GGUCAAACUGAAACUCUACUGCUACAUGGGCGUAGGUCUGCGCCCGCCCACUGCCUCGCUCUGGUCCCCACAGCCACCCACUAUUACGUCAGGCAGGGAAGCCAGUCUAUUUCCUCCCCCUUCUUUAUCUAAAGGAAGUGCCAAAAUAAGCACCGGCGGCGGAGCGGCCGAGCACCUUUCCCACUGGCCACUGAGUCGCCGUCUGAGGAAGAAGUCGCAGGAGCUUAACGCCCGCAGAAUCAACAUGAAGCCCUCCGGUGUUCUCGUGCUCUCCCUGCUCGCAUCCCUCCAUGUCUUCACACCAGGUGUGAGGCUGCAGACGACACAACCAACAAGCCCACCAGGAACAACCGCAAACCAAACAACACCGACGCAGAACAAGACAGCGUCCACAGCAGCGACCUCUUCAUCCACCACCGCAGGACCAUCAGGCAAAACAUCAGCCACAACAGCAGAACCAACAACACCAACACAAUCACCUCCAGCAGAAAUCCAACUAGGUUCAACCACAACACAAAGAGAUGCAACACCGACGCAGAACAAGUCAGCAUCCACAGCAGCGCCCUCUUCAUCCACCGCCACAGCCCAUCAUGUCACCAGCCCGAUUCCUGAGAACGGAAAACCUGAGCAGAAAACCCAUCAACCUGGGAGGACCACGACUUCCUCCGCAGCAUCUUCAGGCGGCACGAACGGCACCAGCACAGCUGAAAACAAGACAGACAAUCAAACUUUGACACCAAACACUCCUCUCGAUUCUAACACAGAGAAACCCAGAGAAACUGCACCUGCAGCUACAGCAGAGAAUGGCCCAGGUUCCCACUCUGGCAGUGAACAAAGAGUCCAAUCAGACAAAAGGUGGUGGUGGAUUCUGCUGCCCAUCGGCCUCGUGGGAGCUGCUGCUAUCAUUGUCAAGUUCAAAAGCAAGAAGGUCCACGUUAACUCGGAAACCGUCGAUAUUGGAACUGAGAACGCAUCUUUCCAGAGCAGACCCGAAAGCGCCAAAGAUGGUGUCAUGCUCCUCGGGGUGAAGUCAUCGGGUGGAGAAGACAAUGCUUCUGCGAGAUAAAAAAAAGAAGGCCGGCAACAUCCAGAACGGCCAGCGGUUGAGUCACACCUGUCGCCCACGCACCAAAUGGCUCAAGGAACAGUUCAGAUGUUUGAUUUUGUGAAUAUAUUGUGAAGGAGAAAAGUCUGCAUGAUUCUGUGUUGAACGCAUUUCUGUUUUUGACUGUGAUAAUUGAUCUCAGAUUAAGUGAACUUUUAGUUUCAACUACGAUAUCCUCCUACAUACAGUUAAUCUUUGAGUUGAAAAUAUGAGAUAAAUACUUUAAUAAAUGAACCACUCCCUGUGGACGUGAGUGAAUGAACUGCGCAUCCUCGACUUCAGUGUUCUGUUGAUGAAGAGAAACCUAAAAACACGUGAGGGACUAUAAUGCUUGAUGUAAUGUAAUGCAUCACCGUCCCUUUUCAUGGUUUUGUUUGUGUUGUUUCAUCAUGUAUGUGCCUUCAACUGUAACGGCAAGAAUAGAUUUGUUGGGUUUUCUUUGUGUGCCAUUACAGACGGCAGUUGAACUGAGGUUCUGAGCUUCAGAGGUGUGCUGCUUUUUACUUUUCAUGUGUUUCAGUGAAGUGUUUCGCAUUACGUUGUUAAAUAUUCCACCAUGCUUCUCCACUGGCAAAGUAUUUUAAACCCCCACCGUUUUCCUUGUAUGUCAGUGGUAUAAAUUCACCAUCAUUUUUUGUGUGUAACAAUUGAAGCACAAGAAACUAUUUUCAGUUGUAUUUAAAGACACCGUAACUGCUUCAUGGCUGGACUUUGUUGUUUUACACCUCAACAUCCUCAAUAAAUCACUAAAACAGUUCA
Gasterosteus aculeatus aculeatus (three-spined stickleback) is the source of this 1864-nucleotide messenger RNA. RefSeq lists its product as uncharacterized. The record is from RefSeq and is a predicted model, not a curated record. Lineage: Eukaryota; Metazoa; Chordata; Actinopteri; Perciformes; Gasterosteidae.